Pteronotus mesoamericanus is the source of this 844-nucleotide messenger RNA. RefSeq names its product POP4 homolog, ribonuclease P/MRP subunit (gene POP4). The record is from RefSeq and is a predicted model, not a curated record. Gene Ontology annotation, cellular component: ribonuclease P complex; ribonuclease MRP complex. Gene Ontology annotation, molecular function: ribonuclease P RNA binding. NCBI's taxonomy places the organism in Eukaryota, Metazoa, Chordata, Mammalia, Chiroptera, Mormoopidae. The transcript is spliced from 7 exons. The coding region runs from base 182 to 844 and encodes 220 amino acids. Gene Ontology annotation, biological process: rRNA processing; tRNA 5'-leader removal.
CCCGGGAGUGUCACUCUGUGGACAUCGCGUGCGGCUCGCGCUCGGGAACAAGGAGCCUCUCCAUCACCGACUUUGAGGACAGAGGCUGCGGUGAUCGAGUGCUGCUGACGAAGCCAGCGAGAGGUGAAGCGUGAGCGGCAAUCUCGGUGACGUCAUCAGAGCGCGCCGGAAGCGGUCCAGAAUGAAGCGUUUCAUCUACCACGCCCUGUCUCCGAAAGAGGCAAAAGACCUUGAUGUUCAGCACCCGGGAGCCCAGCGGGCCGAGGCCUUCGUGAGGGCCUUCCUGAAGCGCAGCACGCCCCGCAUGAGCGCGCGCGCCCGCGAGGACCAGCUGCAGCGCAAGGCCGUGGUUCUGGAGUACUUCCCUCGCCGGAAGCGGAAGGAGACGAAGAAGAAAUCCCGGGGCCUCUCUGCCAGGCAGAGGAGGGAGCUGCGGCUCUUCGACGUUAAACCGGAGCAGCAGAGAUACAGCCUCUUUCUCCCUUUGCACGAGCUCUGGAAACAGUACAUCCGGGACCUAUGCAACGGCCUCAAGCCAGACACGCAGCCGCAGACGAUCCAGGCCAAGCUCCUGAAGGCGGACCUGCAUGGCGCCAUCGUUUCAGUCACCAAAUCCAAGUGCCCGUCCUACGUGGGCGUCACAGGCAUCCUGCUCCAGGAAACGAAGCACGUGUUCAAAAUCGUCACCAAGGAGGACCGCCUAAAAGUCAUCCCCAAGCAAAACUGCGUGUUCUCCGUGGAAACCGACGGCUUCCUCUCCUACAUUUAUGGGAGCAAGUUCCAGCUCCGGGCCAGCGAGAGGUCUGCGAAGAAGUUCAAAGCGAAGGGCACCAUUGACCUGUGA